AUAAAGGCCCAACUAAUCUUAAACGUUAUAUGAUAAGAGAAUGGAGCCGUUCGAUAUGUAAAGUUUAUGAAUAAUAAGAGAGAAAAAGCAAGCAAUAUGGGCCAUAACAUGUCUACUCAAUAGCUCCAUGAUUUGAUUUGUAUCCUCUACCACUCUUGUUCCCUAUUCAUUUCACCACCAAAAUUGAAAGCUUCCCCUCAAAAUCAAGCCCAAUUCUGAAUUGAAUCACCAAAAGAAGAAGAAAUGUCAAUUGUUGAAGGAGGAUCUUCCUCAAGUUCUUCACCUCACCCAACCCCAAGUAGAUAUGAGUCCCAAAAGCGAAGGGAUUGGAACACAUUUUGCCAAUAUUUGAAGAAUCAAAGGCCCCCAGUUCCUCUUUCGCAGUGCAGCUGCAGCCAAGUGUUGGAGUUUCUUAGAUAUCUGGACCAAUUUGGUAAGACCAAAGUUCAUGUUCAAGGGUGCAUGUUCUAUGGCCACCCUGAGCCGCCUGCCCCGUGCACUUGUCCGCUAAGGCAAGCUUGGGGCAGCUUGGAUGCUCUUAUUGGGAGACUGAGAGCUGCCUAUGAAGAAAAUGGUGGCGCCCCACAGAGUAACCCUUUUGCUUCUGCUGCAAUUAGGGUUUAUCUUAGGGAUGUUAGGGAAUGUCAAGCUAAAGCAAGAGGGAUUCCUUACAAGAAGAAGAAGAAAAAGAAGAAUGUUACUUCUUCUGUUCAGAGCAAGGGGGCUGAAGAAUCAAGCUCAAGCUCCUCCACCAUCCACUUUGUGCCUUGAUUUUCAUCUUCGAGCUCUCUCUCCUUCUCUCAAAAACAUUAAUAUAUGGGACCAAAAAAUGUGAAGAAAUAAGAGAAGUGGACAAGAUGAGCGAGUGAAUUGAUAAUCAUCCCUGGUUUGGCUAUUUUUAUUAUCCUUUCAAGCUCUAUAUAUAUAUAUAUAUAUAUGAAUGUAUGUAUGCAUUGUCGAGGGGGAUGGAAUCUGCACGAAAUUCCAUUAAAGGCAUUAGUCUUUAUGAUCAGAGAGUUUUCAUUUCCCUUUUGCCUUAUGAAUUUUCAGCUUUUGAAGUCUUUGAGAUAUCACAAAACUCUAAAUCUACGUAACUUGAUUCUGCUACUUUUUUCCUUCAAUAUGUGCUUUGUCCUUCUCUUUC
This is a messenger RNA of Cucurbita maxima (winter squash), 1144 nucleotides long. Its product is annotated as protein LIGHT-DEPENDENT SHORT HYPOCOTYLS 10. Gene Ontology annotation, biological process: response to light stimulus; mRNA transcription. Gene Ontology annotation, cellular component: nucleus. The transcript is spliced from 2 exons. Bases 244 to 771 code for a protein of 175 amino acids. NCBI's taxonomy places the organism in Eukaryota, Viridiplantae, Streptophyta, Magnoliopsida, Cucurbitales, Cucurbitaceae. The record is from RefSeq and is a predicted model, not a curated record.